Sphenostylis stenocarpa is the source of this 1428-nucleotide messenger RNA. The record is from the annotation of a GenBank genome assembly. Lineage: Eukaryota; Viridiplantae; Streptophyta; Magnoliopsida; Fabales; Fabaceae.
AUGGGUUGGCUUAGCAGAAUUUUUAAAGGGUCUGAGCAGAAGAUUUCGGAAGGUCAUUAUUAUAAAGAAGACGCCGGUUAUUAUUUGCCAUCUACUUCGGGGGUAACAACAAAUGAUGUUUGGAACCAGAACGAGAAUGAGGAUAUAGAUCGUGCUAUUGCACUGUCUCUGGUGGAAGAGAGCCAUAAUACAAACAACGUAAAUGACAACAGAUCACAGUUAGAAGAAGAUGAACAACUUGCCAGAGCUAUAGAAGAAAGUCUUAACUUGGAGUCUCCUCCCAGAUAUGGAAAUGAAAAUGUGUAUCAACCAAUUCAGUAUUUCCCCAUGGGGUCUAGGAUUUGUGCUGGCUGCUAUACUGAGAUUGGUUAUGGACGAUAUCUUAAUUGCUUGAAUGCAUUCUGGCAUCCUGAAUGCUUCCGCUGCCGUGCUUGCAACCUACCAAUCUCUGAUUACGAGUUCUCCACAUCUGGGAAUUACCCUUACCAUAAAUCCUGCUAUAAGGAAAGCUACCAUCCGAAAUGUGAUGUCUGCAAGCACUUUAUUCCAACAAAUCCUGCUGGUCUUAUUGAAUAUAGGGCACAUCCAUUCUGGGUCCAGAAAUAUUGCCCUUCUCAUGAACAUGAUGGUACUCCACGAUGUUGCAGUUGUGAGCGAAUGGAGUCUCAAGAGGCAGGAUAUAUUGCUCUUAAGGAUGGCCGCAAGCUCUGCUUAGAGUGUCUGGAUUCUGCUAUCAUGGAUACUAAUGAAUGCCAACCCCUUUAUGCUGAUAUACAAAGAUUUUAUGAAAGCAUAAAUAUGAAACUUGACCAGAAAAUUCCACUACUAUUGGUCGAAAGACAAGCACUGAAUGAAGCAAGAGAGGGAGAUAAGAAUGGACACUAUCACAUGCCGGAAACUAGAGGGCUGUGCCUCUCAGAGGAGCUCAGCACAUUCUCGAGACGACCUAGACUUGGGACAGGAAAUGGAGCAAUGGACAUGAGAGCACAUCCAUACAGAAUGACUCCACACUGCGAUGUGACUGCAAUUCUCAUUUUAUAUGGUCUUCCAAGAUUGCUUACUGGAUCGAUCCUAGCCCAUGAGAUGAUGCAUGCAUGGCUUCGACUUAAAGGUUAUCGAACUCUAAGUCAAGAUGUUGAAGAAGGUAUCUGUCAGGUUUUGGCUCAUAUGUGGUUGGAGUCUGAACUUUCUUCUGCAUCAGGCAGUAACUUUGUCUCAGCCUCGUCCUCAUCAGCAUCGCACACAUCUAAAAAAGGUAAAAGACCCCAGUUUGAGAGGAAGCUUGGGGAGUUCUUCAAGCACCAGAUUGAAUCGGACAUUUCCCCUGUUUAUGGAGAUGGAUUUAGGGCUGGUCAAAAAGCAGUGCGUAAAUAUGGUCUACAAAGGACCCUUCACCACAUCAAGAUGACAGGGACUUUUCCGUAUUAA